GACCCCCGCCGAUACCAACCACCGGCCCGACGGCACCUCCAGAGGCGGCCACGGGCAAACAACCCAGGCGGCUACGGGCUACGACACACCACUACGUUGCGAUCUUACGUUUAUAUACAGAUACAUAUUGUAUAGUUUUAAGAGGUGCCAUAGCGCACAUUACACGCGUUACAUAAUAACAAUACGUCUUUUUUUUACAAUUAUACCAUUAUUGCAGGGCUACUUGAUGAAAAAGGGCUUCCUGCUGCCAACGUUGCGGUACUUCUGGUUUGUGCUGCGUCCUGGUGAAUUGACGUAUUAUAAAGAUCCCCAACAGAAAGAACCGUCCGGAUUAAUACUGCUGAAUGCCAAUUGCUGGGCCGAUACGCUGACAAACGGUGAAAAAGCCCGAUAGAAGAUUCGUGCUGAGCACCCCCGAACAUAGAUGCAUCGAGCUAGUGGCAGAGGAUCACAAAGGCAGACUGCAGUGGCUCGCGGCAUUGCAAACGGCCAUUCAGCAUUCGGGCGAGAAAAUCGGCUAUCAGAGAAGUUUGGCCAAUCAAAGAAGAUCCUUGCGACAAGCUACUAAACAGGAAAAAGAAGAGACCAAGCUGGAACUAUAACACGAGAGGCAGGCUAGAAUCGCCGCCGAGAUCCAAGCUCGGAAAUUGGAAACUCUGUCAAAGGAAGAAGGUGCCAAGGUUCAACAACUAGAAGAUGUUAAACAGAAGCUAGAAUUACUGCUGCAAGAAGAAAAGCAGGCCCUACGCGACGCGGAAAUAGUACGAAAUUUACAAGCGAGAGUACUACGCGAAGAAUAGGAAAAGAGAGAACAAUUGGAGAGAUUGCAGCAGAAGCAACAAGAAUUGCUGGAGAUGGAAAAGAUGAAAAGAAUGGAAUUUGAGCGGAUGCAGAAAAAAAACGAGCAACAGUUGCAAGCAUCAUGCCUUGGACUGUGUGCAGGUGCAAGAAAACGAAUUGUUUCACCAAUAAUCAAUGCAUAUGCGUAAGAGAAAGCAUAGCAUGCAGAGAAUCUUGUCUGUGCCGCGAUAAAGGGAGAAAACAGUGCAUUGAUCCAGCAGUGGCAUCGACCAGCACUGCAGUUUCAACUUGUACUGACGAGUUUCGGCUUUUAACAGUAAAAACGGGUGCCAUAAAAAAGACCAGCACUGCAGUUUCAACUUGUACUAACGAGUUUCGACCUUUAACAGCAAAAACGGGUGCCAUAAAAAAGACCAGCACUGCAGUUUCAACUUCGACUCAGACCUUAAAUGAAAAUGAAAUGGAAAUGGUAAAUGCCUUGCAAAAGCGUUUGCAGGAAACGGAAAAAAAAGCAGAAAAAUGGGAAAUUUUUGCUGAUAAGAUGGAGACAGAGAACAGGAAAUUGCAUAAUGUAAUCCAUGAAUUAAAAGGAAACAUUAAAGUCUUUUGUCGAGUGCGUCCAUUGACGCAGAAAGAAAAUGAGCAGGAGAAAGCGGAGAAAACAGUGCAUUGAUCCAGCAGUGGCAUCGACCAGCACUGCAGUUUCAACUUCGACUAACAACGGUUCAACUUCGACUAACAUUCGGCCCCUGACGGUAAAAACGGGUGCCGUAAAAAAAAAUUUAACGAGACGUUUAGUAGAAUUAGAAGAAGAAGAAGAAGAAGCAGAACUUGAAGCAGACUUAAAUACUAACGAGUUGGAUAUGGCUACCGGCGGAAAGAACAAGAAAGAUUUAGCGAAACGACUACAGCAGUCAGAGGAUUCGCGUAAUGCGUGGCAAGAAAAAGCCAUAAAACUUGAAAACGAGCUUCAGGUGGCUUCCACCUUAAAGGUGGAAUUGGAAAUGAAAAUUGAUACCUUGCAAAAACGUUUGCGAGAAGUAGAAAAAGAAGCAGAAGAAUUUCAAUAAUUCCUACGAGUAAAUGGUAAACAUAAAGUAUACGGCUUCGUAUAAUAUACCAACAAAUGGUCAGGCUGAACGUUUUAUACAAACAAGUUUUACAUUGUAUAAACUGUGAUUCUUUAAAUGUCGAUUUAGCAUUAAAUAAC
Molecule: messenger RNA, 2011 nt
Organism: Temnothorax curvispinosus
Lineage: Eukaryota; Metazoa; Arthropoda; Insecta; Hymenoptera; Formicidae
Product: kinesin-like protein KIN-14C
Exons: 7
Coding region: 1440-1871 (143 amino acids)
Biological process (GO): microtubule-based movement
Molecular function (GO): microtubule binding; ATP binding; microtubule motor activity
Source: RefSeq, a predicted model, not a curated record